AUGUCGUCAAAGAAAGAUAUGCGCAGAGCUGACCUAGCGAUCCCCUAUGUCGAUCCGCCCAAGAGCAGCAGCGAUGCCGAUAUCUCCAGCACUAUGUCGAGCACUAUGCCCAUGGCGGCCAUGUUUACUCGGAACCGCAUGAUCGGAUGGGUAUCCUUCGUCUUCUCACUUCAGUCCUGGUUGGGUGAAUCCCCAGAGCAGAAGAGAACUGCUUCUACACCGGCCUACAUGUCGGUUCUCAUGUCCUUGAUGGCAUUGGUUGUCACCUAUUUCCCCCUCUUCUUGCCUCCGCAGGCUCCUGGGGGCUCUGCCGCUUCUUCUCUCCCAUUCUUCAACCACAGCAACUACUCUCCCCUCACCACACACGCUCCGAUCUUUUACAGAGAUAUUGAAUCUCGCCCUUCGCUCACUUCAUCAAUACCCAUUUUAAACGCCGUUUACUACGAAAAGGCCGAGUUUAUGUCCAUCGAAAACCUCAAGACCUUCGACCCCUUCGCCGAAGCCGACGAAGAUACCGGCGAGACUAAACAGUCUCAGAACUAUAUCCACAUACGGAUUCAGCAACGCAAUGGUCGCAAGACUCUGACCACUGUUCAGGGUCUUCCCAAGAAGUUCGACCAGAAGAAGAUUCUCAAGGUCAUCAAGAAGAAAUUCGCUUGCAAUGGCACCAUCGUCUCUGACACUGAGAUGGGCGAGGUGAUUCAGCUGCAGGGAGACCAGAGAAAGGAUGUCCAGGAGUUCUUGACUGACAAGGAGGGACUCGAGCUUGAUGCCAAGACCAUCAAGGUCCACGGGUUCUAA
Penicillium griseofulvum is the source of this 801-nucleotide messenger RNA. RefSeq names its product Eukaryotic translation initiation factor SUI1. Lineage: Eukaryota; Fungi; Ascomycota; Eurotiomycetes; Eurotiales; Aspergillaceae. Bases 1 to 801 code for a protein of 266 amino acids. Gene Ontology annotation, molecular function: protein folding chaperone; translation initiation factor activity. The record is from RefSeq and is a predicted model, not a curated record. The transcript is spliced from 13 exons. Gene Ontology annotation, cellular component: endoplasmic reticulum membrane. Gene Ontology annotation, biological process: translational initiation; protein insertion into ER membrane.